AAGUGGGAGGCCUCUGGCUUGGUCCCCUCCCGCUCCGUCCCGGGCCGCCCCCGGGUCCCCUCCCUCCUACCCACUCGGCGCCCGCAUCUCGGGCCGGCAGGACCGGGCCUCUCCUCGGAAGUGCCCAGACAGCCUGUCCUUGGAAGUGCUAAGCCAGGACAUCAGGGCCCAUGAGUACUGUGAAGAUGCUUCGGGGUUCUUUUUCUGUGUUCCUGCUGGGGGGGCUCUUGGGAGUCCUCCAUGCUCAGCAGCAGGAAGUCAUCUCACCCGACAUCUCUACCACUGACAGGAACAACAACUGUCCAGAGAAGGCGGAUUGCCCGGUCAACGUGUACUUCGUGUUAGACACCUCGGAGAGCGUGGCCAUGCAGUCCCCCACGGACAGCCUGCUCUAUCAUAUGCAACAGUUCGUACCUCAGUUCAUCAGCCAGCUGCAGAAUGAAUUCUACCUGGACCAGGUGGCCCUGAGCUGGCGUUACGGUGGUCUGCACUUCUCGGACCAGGUGGAGGUAUUCAGCCCACCAGGCAGCGACCGGGCCUCCUUCACCAAGAGCCUCCAAAGCAUCCGCUCCUUCCGCAGAGGCACCUUUACUGACUGCGCCCUGGCCAACAUGACACAGCAGAUCCGGCAGCAUGUAGGCCGAGGGGUGGUCAACUUUGCUGUGGUCAUCACCGACGGCCACGUCACAGGCAGUCCGUGUGGGGGCAUCAAAAUGCAGGCUGAGCGCGCCCGUGAGGAGGGCAUCCGGCUCUUUGCUGUGGCCCCUAACAGGAACCUAAAUGAGCAAGGCCUUCGGGACAUCGCUAACACCCCACAUGAGCUCUACCGCAACAACUAUGCCACCAUGAGGCCUGACUCCACUGAGAUUGACCAGGACACCAUCAACCGUAUCAUCAAGGUCAUGAAACAUGAAGCCUAUGGAGAGUGCUACAAGGUGAGCUGCCUGGAGAUUCCUGGACCCCAUGGACCCAAGGGCUACAGAGGACAGAAGGGCGCCAAGGGCAACAUGGGCGAGCCAGGAGAGCCUGGACAGAAGGGACGACAGGGAGACCCUGGCAUCGAAGGCCCCAUUGGAUUCCCAGGACCCAAGGGUGUGCCUGGCUUCAAGGGAGAGAAGGGUGAAUUUGGAUCAGACGGUCGGAAGGGAGCCCCCGGCCUAGCUGGCAAGAAUGGAACUGAUGGACAGAAGGGCAAACUGGGCCGCAUUGGGCCUCCUGGCUGCAAGGGAGACCCAGGAAGUCGGGGCCCCGAUGGAUACCCUGGAGAAGCCGGAAGCCCAGGCGAGCAAGGAGACCAAGGUGCCAAGGGGGACUCUGGCCGCCCAGGACGCAGGGGACCACCAGGAGAUCCUGGAGACAAGGGGAGCAAGGGAUAUCAAGGCAACAACGGAGCUCCUGGAAGUCCAGGGGUGAAAGGAGGCAAGGGAGGCCCUGGCCCCCGUGGACCAAAAGGAGAGCCGGGACGCAGGGGAGAUCCUGGAACCAAGGGUGGCCCGGGAACUGAUGGCCCAAAGGGAGAGAAGGGAGACCCUGGUCCUGAGGGGCCUCGAGGCCUGGCUGGAGAAAUUGGCAGCAAAGGAGCCAAGGGAGACAGAGGUCUGCCUGGACCCAGAGGCCCCCAGGGGGCUCUUGGGGAGCCGGGAAAACAGGGAUCUAGAGGUGACCCUGGUGAUGCUGGACCCCGUGGAGAUUCAGGACAGCCAGGUCCCAAGGGAGACCCUGGAAGACCUGGAUUCAGCUACCCAGGACCCCGAGGGACCCCUGGUGAAAAAGGAGAACCCGGCCCACCAGGCCCUGAGGGAGGCCGAGGAGACUUUGGUCUGAAAGGAGCACCCGGAAGGAAGGGAGACAAGGGCGAGCCAGCUGAUCCUGGUCCCCCUGGUGAACCUGGCCCUCGGGGGCCAAGAGGAGUCCCAGGACCUGAGGGAGAACCCGGCCCUCCUGGAGACCCUGGUCUCACGGAAUGUGACGUCAUGACCUAUGUGAGGGAAACCUGUGGGUGCUGCGACUGUGAGAAGCGUUGUGGUGCUCUGGAUGUGGUCUUCGUCAUUGAUAGCUCUGAGAGUAUUGGCUACACCAACUUCACCUUGGAGAAGAACUUCGUCAUCAAUGUGGUCAACAGGCUGGGUGCCAUUGCCAAGGAUCCCAAGUCCGAGACAGGCACACGUGUGGGUGUGGUGCAGUACAGCCACGAAGGCACCUUUGAAGCCAUCCGGCUAGACGACGAACGAGUCAACUCCCUGUCCAGUUUCAAGGAGGCUGUCAAAAACCUCGAGUGGAUUGCUGGUGGCACCUGGACACCCUCUGCCCUCAAGUUUGCCUACAAUCAGCUCAUCAAAGAGAGCCGGCGCCAGAAGACCCGGGUGUUCGCAGUGGUCAUCACAGAUGGGCGCCAUGACCCCCGAGAUGAUGACCUCAAUCUUCGGGCACUGUGUGAUCGAGAUGUCACUGUGACGGCCAUCGGCAUCGGUGACAUGUUCCAUGAGACGCAUGAGAGUGAGAACCUCUACUCCAUCGCCUGCGACAAGCCUCAGCAGGUGCGCAACAUGACACUCUUCUCUGACCUGGUGGCCGAGAAGUUCAUCGAUGACAUGGAAGAUGUCCUUUGCCCAGACCCCCAGAUCGUGUGUCCAGAACUUCCCUGCCAAACAGAUGAACCAUGGCCUGGCAGCAAGCCACCGGUCACCUUCCUCCGCACGGAAGAGGGUCCGGACCCCACCUUCCCCAAGACCAUCCCCCUGAUCCAGCAGUUGCUAAACACCACGGAGUUCACUCAGAACCCAGCUGCCUACUCCCAGCUGGUAGCUGUGAUGGUCUACACCGCCGAGAGGGCCAAGUUCUCCACAGGGGUCGAGCGGCAGGACUGGAUGCAGCUGUUUAUUGACACCUUUAAGCUGGUGCACAGGGAUAUCACAGGGGACCCAGAGACCGCACUGGCAGUCUGCUAAAGCCUCGGGUCCACCAUGAGCAGCUAGCCAGAGCUAACCCCGCACUUCUUACAGCUUCCCAGGCUGCCGCCACAAGCUGAGGCCUUAGGCAGCGGGGACCUGCCCUCCUAGUCCCGAGGCCGGAGGCCAGAAUCCUGUAUCUGGAGAAUCCUCUCUCUGGAGGGUCUCUCCUACUUCCUCCAGCCUCUAGUAGAGCUGGAGUGGCUUGUGGGCACUCUACUCCAGUAUCACUUCCGUCUUCCCCUGCUUCUUACCUUUGUGCCGUGUCCCCUCCCCCCUCCUCUUUUUCACAAGGACAUCAGCAAUGGGACUGAAGGCCCACCUUAAAUCCUAGAGGCUCACAUCUGUAACGGGCAGUAUCUUAAGGGUCUUGAGAUGUAAGCUUCUGGGAAUCUUUCGGAUGAGCAUACCACCUCAGUCUAGAUGAGCUAUCCUGUGUUUGGGAGCAUAGAUUGGGGUGGGGUUCUAUCUGAAUGCUUGGGGAGGUCCCCCCUUUUCUGCUUCUGUUUGGGCUUCAUGUUUGGCGUCAGGUAUGUGUUUAUAGUUCACAGCAACCAUAGAAUGUGACAAGGGCCUUAAUGGACCUCAGCUACCGCCACGCCAUGCUCAGUAGAUCAAAGUCCCAGAGCUGACUGUCAGUGUGUUCCCAGACAGGUCUCUGGAUACAUGCAGACAUCAUGGGAGUAUCUGACAGGAAGGGCUUUUGAUACCCUCAGUCAAGUGGCUAAGAACCAUAAAGGCACCCUCUCCCAGUGUGGGGAGUGGCAAGGGGCCCUCUGCAAAGUCACUCGCAAGCUCAUGAACCUGGAGUAUUCUGACUGAGCUCAAGGGACCUCAUUAGGCUGGACUGAUGUCCUUGUCCCUAUCUGUUCCCCUCUAGCCCAGGGUAAGACCUAUCCACCUGGGAAGGUGACACCCUCUCCCUGCUGAGAGGUCACAGGGAGAAGAAGGAACCCCACAGAAAUGGAACACAGAGGACUCCUGAGUCCCCAAACUCCCGAUUACAAAUGGACCUUCACCAGCCUUUUUUGAUCUCCCCCAGGCCCUGUAGAUGUUAGUAUUAAGGGAAUGGGCCCAAUUCAGCAGCCCCUACUGUAUGUCUACCUCUGAGUUUGAGGUAAUAACUGUGGGGGUGCCUGUCUGUUACAAGGAGCUAGGAAGUCCAGUUGUGUCGCCCCCCCCAAAAAAAAACUUUCUAGACAUUCUGAGCAGAUUCCAGGGAUGGCAGAAUAAGGUAUGUGACUAGUAAGCUCUGUAAGAAGCACCCUGCCUGUCUGCAGGCACUCCCUCAUUCACGGCUCAGCCUCGAGUGAGUCAUGCUAAACAUGGUAUAAAAAAAAAAGAUGAAACCUGUAACUUAA
Molecule: messenger RNA, 4309 nt
Organism: Mesocricetus auratus (golden hamster)
Lineage: Eukaryota; Metazoa; Chordata; Mammalia; Rodentia; Cricetidae
Gene: Col6a2
Product: collagen type VI alpha 2 chain
Exons: 28
Coding region: 171-2948 (925 amino acids)
Source: RefSeq, a predicted model, not a curated record